Molecule: messenger RNA, 4975 nt
Organism: Globicephala melas (long-finned pilot whale)
Lineage: Eukaryota; Metazoa; Chordata; Mammalia; Artiodactyla; Delphinidae
Gene: BMERB1
Product: bMERB domain containing 1
Biological process (GO): negative regulation of microtubule depolymerization
Cellular component (GO): microtubule cytoskeleton; membrane
Source: RefSeq, a predicted model, not a curated record
CUGGCGGCGGUCCCUGGCCGGCGCCCAGGGCACGGGCAUGGCGGGCUGGUGGCGGGAGCUCCUGCGCACCGUCCGGCGCUACCCUUGGCCCACGAACGUGCUACUCUACGCCGCGCUCUUCUCAGCCGGCGACGCGCUGCAGCAGCGGCUGCGGGGCGGCCCUGCUGACUGGCGGCAGACGCGGCACGUGGCCACCGUGGCCGUGGCCUUCCACGCGAAUUUCAACUACGUGUGGCUGCGCCUGCUGGAGCGCGCGCUGCCGGGGCGCGCGCUGCGCGCCGUCCUGGCCAAGGUGCUAUGCGACCAGGCGUUCGGCGGGCCGGUGUACGUCUCUGCCUUCUACUUCGGUAUGAGUAUUCUCCAGGAAAAGGAUGACAUAUUUUUGGACCUGAGACAGAAAUUCUGGAAUACAUAUAAGAGUGGUCUGAUGUACUGGCCUUUUGUACAGCUGACCAACUUCAGCCUCGUUCCUGUUCACUGGAGAACAGCUUACACUGGGCUCUGUGGUUUUCUGUGGGCCACUUUCCUCUGCUUUUCACAACAGGGUGGUGAUGUCGGCUGUCCCCGGCCCUGGCGGCGGAAGGGAUGGAGCAACGUCACGAGCGCCCGGCCCCUUAAGACGCUGCUGGCUGGAGCCGCCUCCCUCCCUGCAACCCGCAGCGGGGAUGGAGUAAAGGGAGACCCGUCGACCUGCCCGCGGAGAUCAGCGAUGGAGUUAAAGCAAUCUUUGUCCAUCCAUCUGGAAGCUGAGAAGCCUUUGAGGCGCUAUGGGGCGGUGGAGGAGACGGCGUGGAAAGCGGAGGGACUGGGGAGAAAUCAGCUAGACAUCAUCUCCAUGGCAGAGACAACCAUGAGGCCAGAGGAGAUCGAGCUGGAGAUGGUGAAAAUCCAGCGUCUCCGGGAAGUCUUGGUCCGGCGGGAGUCUGAGCUCAGGUUUAUGAUGGAUGACAUCCAGCUCUGCAACGACAUCAUGGACUUGAAGCAGGAGCUGCAGAACUUGGUCGCCAUCCCAGAAAAAGAAAAAACCAAGUUGCAGAAGCAGAGAGAGGACGAGCUAAUCCAGAAGAUCCACAAACUGGUGCAGAAGAGAGACUUCCUGGUGGACGAUGCAGAGGUUGAGCGGCUAAGGGAGCAAGAAGAAGACAAGGAAAUGGCCGAUUUUCUGAGAAUCAAGUUAAAACCUCUAGACAAAGUAACCAAAUCUCCAGCCAAUAAACAGCCUCAGCUCUUUCACUGGGUGACGGUGCCAAAGGUGCCAAAGGCUGCUAAGAAGACCGAGGCCUGUGGUCAGCAGGGUCAUCUCCUGGACGGCAGUGUCAGCAAAGCGGGGAAGGACCAUCCCAACAGAGGAGACGACAAGGGAAGGACCUCGACAGAGCAGACAUAACAGCCCCAAAGACAAGGGCUGUCUUUCCAGCUCUGCACCCUCCACAGAGCCUUUCGUUCCACUAGUACUUGCUGAGCGUCUACUGAGCACUGGGCAUUGAAGACAUGGUGCUAGGUCAGACACAGUGCCUGCUGUCCUGGAGCUUACAGUCUAGAAGGUGCUUGAAAAUUUUCACACAAUGAAUAACAAAACUCAUCAGCCAAGUGGAAAAGAUGAAAGUACAGCUUUGGGGACUGAGGUCUAAAUUUGCUAAAAAUGAAAGACGUUCUUCAAAUGUGUGUUAAAACUGGAAUUUCAAUCUGAACACCACUGUCUUGGUCUUAUUUCCUCUGCUAGUUCCUUAAGAGUUGCUACCAGUUUUAUGCAUGGAAGUCACCCAUCAGUACUGGCUGGAUCAAUGAAAAAAGUAACCCUUACUUACUUUUUUUCAUAAAUAUCUGUAAAUUUAAAAAGAGGCAGACAACAGGCAGGAGCAUCCUGAAGAAUGGACAUCGUUUCUGCACUGCAAGAAAAAAGUUUAGUCCAUUAGAGAACAGACGACUUCCUCUCCGUUCCAAGUUGUAUUUUAAAAACAGAGUUCAUAAAAUUGAUUACCAUCAUGUGUAUGCAAAAUAAACAUACCCAUUUAUAUCUCAGUUGAUCUUCCAGAAGAACUUAAAGAACGGACUUCAGGAACAAGGCAAUUAAACAAUAUUUAGUCACAUAUACUGGGAUUUUUAUCAGACUCAAGCAUAGGGCUUUGCACACCUGUUUAUCAGAAAGACACUGACUACUCACUGAGACACUUUAUUAAUUCAGAGCAAAGGGCACAAGAGCUUGACUGUCUCCUGCCACAGCGCAGUUCUAACAGACAGAUGGGCGAGGAAUCCCCACAGUUGAAGAUACACAACUGAAUACACUGGUUAAGAGUGACUGGCUUUAAGCCAUAGGAUUAUGGAUGAUUUUUUUGUCUCCUGCUUCUUUUAUGUUUCUGAAAUUUUAAAAUUAUAUUUAAUGAGUAUUAUCUUUAUUCUAGGAAAUUAAAAAAUAACUUAAAAUGAUGGUGAAGUUUGACUUGUGUAUGUUAUGAAAUGAUCAUCACAGUAAGUGAACGUCCAUCAUCUCAUAUAGACACAAAAUAAAAGAUUAUUUUCCUUGUGAUGAAAACUCUUAGGAUUUACUCUCUUAACAACUUUCAUACGUAACACACAGCAGUGUUCAUUAUAUUAAUCAUGUUGUACAUCACUCCCCUAGUGCUUAGUUAUCUUAUAACUGGAAGUUUGUACCUCUUGACUGCCUUCAUCCAAUUCCUCCUUCCCCCAUACCCCACCUCUAGUAACCACAAAUCUGAUCUCUUUUUCUAUAAGUCUGUUGGCUUGUUUUUUGAAGUAUAAUUGACCUAUAAACAGUAUGUUAGUUCCUGGUGCACAAAUCAUUAUACUGUCUGUACACCUUAAACUUAUAGGGUGCUGUGUGUCAAAAGCAUAUUAUGAAUAAAACCAUCACUAGAUUCCUAAGAUUAGUCUAGUCGUAAUGCAGACUUACGGGGCUGGGUGUCUAUGUGACGUUAAAGAUAUAUCUGCAAGUUGAGAGCUUACAGCUUUGUAGAUCUACGUGUUAUAGACAAAUCCACCUUCUACUAAGAUUGGAAGGUAAUACUUCAGACUUUCUAGGCUUAUAAACUUUUAUUGUAGAGGCCUACUAUUUUUAGAACCUGUUCUAGAUAUGUGGCAUAUUAUUUUACUCCUAAGUGCCUGCCAAGUUUAAGCUGUACUUCAUCUUUGAUUAAUGACUUGAACAAGGGUAAACUAUUCUAGCUAGCUUAUUUCUAACUUCUACCUUAUUUCUAACUCUAUCAAGGGAGAAAAAGCAUUUAUUGCAUAUGUGAUCAUCACAAGAGGGUUGGGAAUGGGAUAAAAUCUAUUUUUAUUAUUUCUAAAAUUGUUUUUGGGCCAAAAUGUUAUUUCCUGAAAUAAACGGCUUGUUUGUUCUUUACCUCAGUAAAGAGAGUGAUUUAUUAGCAGCUCCCGUGGCAAGUGAGACCAGGAUCUUCUUGCUGCCAAUCUUGUAUCUGUGGAGGCUAUUCACCGCACUGAUUGCUUCUUGUAAGUUUUCCAUCUGAACAACAGCUUUGAGCUGAUAAUCUGUGUGGGGGCUGAGCUCAACAUUCUUCACCUGCAGCAGUAAAAAGGAAAACAGAAUGCGGAUCUACCCAGAACCCUGUCCUCUUAAAACUGAAGGUGACUCACUAGGCAACUGGUUUGUGGGCUUCAGUGCUGCCGUGAGGGAACCUGUCUGAACUGUGCACUUCCGCUGACCAGAACCUAAGUGAGCUAGGAUGGGUGACCUUCAGGGAUGUGACGUCAGCCUAGCCUGCCUUGUGCUCUGGCACACAAUGCUCUCCAAGGCAGGCUUAGGGGCCAACACAUGUAAGGAGUCUUUUGCGUCUUUUCCAGACCCUGCCAAAACCUGGGGCAUAGCCAUCUUAAGUUUCAGUAAAAGGUGCAUUUUUAGCAAAUUGCACCUAAAAACUGAAUCAGAUACCGUAAGACAUUAACAAAAACAGCCAAUAUCAUUUUAGAACCCUAUUUCCAUAUUUUAGCAGCCAGAGCUAACUAAAACCCAUCAGUGUUUUAUUUCCCGAAGAGCCACUGAAAUCCCUGCCCAUGACCACAAGUGCUUCUAUGCCAGGCUUCUUGCUCUCUUGGGCUGUAUCCUAAAAACAGAAUACACAGCACCACCAUGAGCAGGCCAGAGGAAAAAGGAAGGUGUUCAAACUCGUUGAGUGACACUUACACUCUGCCUGUAGUUACAUGUGUUGAGUUACGUGCACUCAACUUGAAUGCCAGCAAGGGGUAAAACAAAGGCAAGAACAAGAGUGAAAAGGUUACCUUGCCGUGUCUAGAAAACGCUUCCUGCAUGAGCUGCUGCAGCUCCUUCCGGGACAAUCUGUAGUCUAGGUUGCUGAUCUGGAUAUCAGCACCAUUUGCAAAUGGGUCUGGGCAGUCGGCACCAAUGCUCGAAUUUGCAGCGUUGAAAGCAAGCGGGGAUGCUCUGUUUAAGAGGUUUGGAGACAUACUCCUGCUUAAAACAUACAUAGGUUAUUUUUAAAAAUUGUUAUUCUAUUUAUUCAGCUUAUGCCAUUUAGAUUUUGUUUGAAGCUAUAUAAAAACAGCUUCCCGCAAUACAAUUUGAUUUUCAAUUUUUUUUUAUCUUAAACAUGCACUGAUUUAGACUCAUUGUCAAAAAUAUGACCUGUUGACUACCUUAUUAACAGCAAAUAAAUUACUCAAUAUCGGGCUUCCCUGGUGGCACAGUGGUUGAGAGUCCGCCUGCCAAUGCAGGGGACACGGGUUCAUGCCCCGGUCUGGGAAGAUCCCACAUGCCACGGAGCGGCUAGGCCCGUGAGCCAUGGCCGCUGAGCCUGCGCGUCUGGAGCCUGUGCUCCGCAACGGGAGAGGCCACAGCAGUGAGAGGCCCCCGUACCACAAAAAAAACAAUACUCAAUAUCCUUUUAUUGGAUUAUUUAAAGCUAACGGCAGAAAUUACAGGCAGGCCUAAUGAAUUAGUUUUCCACUUUGUGCAUUUAUUCUUAGGACACUGAGCAUU